AUGUCAAUUGAGUUAAAAUAUAACAAUUUAGGGAAUUCUGGAUUAAAGAUUGCUCCAGUUAUUGUUGGAUGUAUGACUUAUGGGUCAAAAGAUUGGGCUGAAUGGGUUAUGGAAGAUGAAGAAGAAAUUUUCCGAAUUUUAAAGAAAUGUUAUGAUGUUGGGUUACGUACCUUUGAUACUGCUGAUGUUUAUUCCAAUGGUAAAUCCGAAGAAUUGUUAGGUAGAUUUCUUAAGAAAUAUAAUAUCCCUCGUGAUCGAGUUGUUAUUUUGAGUAAAUGUUUCUUCCCAGUUGAUGAAACAACCCCUGGCUUUAACUUGGUUAAUAGAGACAAAUUCCCCGCUGUUGAUUAUUAUAAUUCCCAAGGUCUUUCAAGAAAACACAUUUUCGAUGCCGUUGAAAAUAUUAAACGCAGAUUGGGGACAUAUGUUGACGUAUUACAAAUCCAUAGAUUGGAUCAAUCUACUCCAAAGAGAGAAAUCAUGAAAGCAUUGAACGAUGUUGUUGAUCAAGGAUAUGCUAGAUAUAUCGGUGCUUCCUCAAUGAAAGCCACCGAGUUUGUCGAAUUACAAUAUAUUGCUCAAACCAAUAAUUGGCAUAAAUUCAUUAGUAUGCAAAAUUACUAUAAUUUGAUCUAUAGGGAAGAAGAAAGAGAAAUGAUUCCAUAUUGUCAAAAAAAUGAAAUUGGAGAAGUCGGUAUUAUUCCGUGGUCUCCUAUUGCAAGAGGUGUUUUAGCAAGACCAGCUGGGAAAGAAUCAGAAAAUAAAAGAGAUAAGAGUGAUAGAACUUUCCAGAUGUUACAUCUUGAUAGUUUGUCAGAAUCUGAAAAAGAGAUAAUUGGAAGGGUUGAAAUCUUAGCUAAAAAGCAUAAUGUUAGCAUGGCAGCUCUUGCUACCAGUUGGGUUAUUGGUAAGAAGUGUAAUCCAAUCGUGGGUCUUUCUUCUGUUAAGAGAGUGGAUGAUAUUUUAGUGGCUACUACUAUUGAGUUAACUGAAGAUGAAGUCAAAUACUUAGAGGAGCCUUAUGUUGCAAAGGCUAGCUUGUUUUAG
This is a messenger RNA of Hemisphaericaspora subhashii, 1047 nucleotides long. Its product is annotated as aldo/keto reductase. The transcript has a single exon. NCBI's taxonomy places the organism in Eukaryota, Fungi, Ascomycota, Pichiomycetes, Serinales, Debaryomycetaceae. The record is from RefSeq and is a predicted model, not a curated record. Bases 1 to 1047 code for a protein of 348 amino acids.